AUGGAGUUUCGCCGGCGUUCCGCCCGGCUGCGCGCCGGAGCGGACCGCAUCAGCGCCCUCCCCGACGACCUGCUCCUCCUCCUCCUCGCCCGCCUCCGCUGCGCCCGCGCCGCCGCGCGCACGGGGCUCAUCUCGCGCCGGUGGCGCGGCCUCGCGGCCCGCCUCCGUGAGAUCGUCUUCCGCUGCGUCGCCCUCCACAGGCUUCGAGCCGGAGGAGCUCGUCUUCGACCUCCCCUCCGAUCUGGUCACCGGCUCCCUCGUCGUCGACCUGCCUUGCUUGCCCCGCGCCACCUCCAUCGCGCUGCGAAUCUUCCUCUCAUCCUCCGCGUGCCCGACGGCGCCGAGUUCCCGGCGCUGGAGGCGCUGUCCCUGUCCUGCGGCAUCGCGCACGCCCACCUCGACGCCCUGCUCCGCCACUGCCCGCGCCUGCGCACGCUCCGGCUCGGCGGCUUCUUGUUUGACCAAGGCGACCUGAGGGUCAACUCGGCGUCGCUGCAGGAGCUGGCCGUGGACCGCGAGAGCGGGCUGACACACCGCGUCGACAUCGUCGCCCCCGCGCUCAAGCAAUUGUCCGUGUCCUUGAUAGCCACAGAGGUCAGCAUCUCCGUCUUGGCUCCAAUGGUGGAGAAGGUCUCGUGGCACUGCUGCUACAGGGCGGGGUCUGUUACCUUUGGUCUUUGGGAGCUUGAGCAGGUCUCUCUAGAGACCUCAGAGAGCCAAGGACAGCUCCCUUCGCUGCAGAUUCAUGCCUCCAUAUUCCGGUCAAAUUUCCCCGGCGAGGCGAUCAGCUUCACGCAAGAGAUAGUGAAGUAUAUGGUUGUUGCCUUCUCCGCUCUGGAGCUUCAUCUCGAAACAAUCGGGCAUGUUUUUGGAGCAAUUGUGUUUCUUCUCCUUGGAAUGAAUCGGAUUCGUCCAGGUGUGCGGAGGCUUAAGCUCGUCCUAUGGAGAACACCGGUGAGAGAAAGAUGCCUACCGAAUUGUCCAUGUCAGCCCAUGGACUGGAGAUCCCAAACUGUCUCCUUUACUCAUCUCCAAGAAGUGGAGAUCACUGGCUUUGAAGGGGCGGGUCAUGAGUUUGAUUUCUUAAAAUUGAUGCUCGGAUGUUCUCCGGCACUUAAAAAAAUGACUUUGAAGCUGUCACGUGAUGUGUGGUCAAGGGAACAUAGACGCACAAUAAUAAACGACAUCUUCAAGGCGUAUCCUUCCGUGCAAUGCUAUGUUUAUCUUUGCUCUGGUAAGUGUAUGUUCUGCGUGCUCUGUUAA
Triticum turgidum subsp. durum (durum wheat) is the source of this 1263-nucleotide messenger RNA. NCBI's taxonomy places the organism in Eukaryota, Viridiplantae, Streptophyta, Magnoliopsida, Poales, Poaceae. The record is from the annotation of a GenBank genome assembly.